This is a messenger RNA of Melopsittacus undulatus (budgerigar), 4944 nucleotides long. It is a transcript of the gene ISM2, whose product is annotated as isthmin 2. The coding region runs from base 532 to 2028 and encodes 498 amino acids. The record is from RefSeq and is a predicted model, not a curated record. The transcript has 6 exons. Lineage: Eukaryota; Metazoa; Chordata; Aves; Psittaciformes; Psittaculidae.
ACCGCUCUCCUUGCGAGAAGGAGCCUCUCCCCGGCGAGCGGCCGCGGCCCGCCCGUCCGGCGGUGCCUGAAGAGCCGCGGCAGCCCCGGGGAGUGACUUGGCGGGGGGAGGAGAAGAGGAGGAAAAGAAAUCAGAUUGCCGAAGGGAUUAGGAAGGGGGGUGGGGAGGCGAAGCCCUCUUCUCCCCCCUCCCUCUCCGCACACACUUGUGAAGCUUUUCAGAGUUAUCCUUCAGCAUCAGUGGCACCGGCGGGCGAGCCCGGGGAAGCAGCGACACUGAAACGUGCUCGGCGAUCUGCGAGUGAGAUCACAGGGAGCGGAGCGGCCCUGCCCGGGGGACCCUGCCCAGUCCGCGCCCGCCGGGGCUGCGCUUCCCGGCGGCGAUAGUUCAUAGACAUUAAUGAUUUUCUGAGUUUUCCCUUCUUCUCUUGCUUUCCCGAGCAAGGAAGGACGGGGCUUGCAGCCUUGCGGGAGGGCGUGCUGCCGGGCCGCCUGCCCUGGGCGGGCGAGGAGGGGCGAGAGGGAGGGAGAGAUGCCGCUGAUUAGAGGGAAAGUCGUGCUCAUCCUGGGCUUCGUUUUCCUGACAACUUUCCUGGCUGUGGUGAGAGGGCUGCCCGUGAGGAAGCAACGUAGCAACAGCCCGAAGGAGAGGAGCUCCAAGCUGGAGGAGGUCUCUGCCUCAUCCGGGCCCCGCUCGGCAGGGGACGAGGAGCUGCCACCAUCGGGCAAGGCACGGGGCCUGAGGCGGAGCGGGCAGGCUGGCCUUCGGCGGCACAGGCGCCGAGGGGUGGCUCAGCAGCCUGCCAGGAGCCCAGUGGUGCCACAGCCCAGCGGUGCUGGCCAGGACGAGAACCUGCCUUUCAUGCUGGACCUGCAGAGUUUGCCAGGGCUGGCCAACGUGGACCUGAGUGCCCAGAAUCCCAACAUCCAGGUGACCAUUGAAGUGGUGGAUGAUCCUCAGGCUGAGAUGGAAAUGGACUUGUUGAAGGAGACAAGUAAUGACUGGUCCCUGACGUCCCCUGAGUGGUUGUCUCACAGGGACCUCUUCUGGCCUCUUUUCUGGGAAUACACUGACCCCACUGAGGAGGAAGAGGAUGAAGAAGAGGAUGAGGAGGAGGAGGAAGAGGAUGACAACCUGGAUAUGGGGGACAGGGAGGAGGAAGACGAGGAGGAGGAGGAAGAUUACACAGCAGAGUAUGAGGAGGAAUCAAUGCUCAGUGGAGUGGGAGGUGACUGGGACCAGCAGUGGCCCAGGCAGAAGAACUGGAUCUUUAAGGACAAAUAUAAUUACGACUAUGAAGACGAGGAUGAGUGGAGCCUGUGGUCCCCUUGCAGCAUCACCUGUGGCAGUGGCAACCAGAAGAGGACCCGGUCCUGUGGCUAUGCCUGCACAGCAACGGAGUCAAGGACCUGUGACCUGCCGCGCUGCCCUGGAGCAGAUGGAGAAAUGGUCUUCCCCACAAAAGAGACGCCUUUCAAAAGUGACAACACCACAGAGCUCUUCAACUCAGAGGUGGACAGCUGUGAGAAGUGGCUGAACUGCAAGAGCGACUUCCUCACCAAGUACCUGAGCAAGGUGCUGACGGACCUGCCCAGCUGCCCCUGCUCCUACCCGCUGGAGGCUGUCUACAGUGCCGUCAACCUGCGGGAUGAGCAGCAGGGCAAGAGCUUCCGAUGGCGGGAUGCCAGCGGCCCCAAGGAGCGCCUGGACAUCUACAAGCCCACAGCACGCUUCUGCCUGCGCUCCAUGCUCUCCCUCGACAGCACCACGCUGGCUGCCCAGCACUGCUGCUAUGAUGAGCACACCCGCCUCAUCACCCGCGGCAAGGGGGCCGGCGUCCCUAACCUCAUCAGCACCGAGUUCUCCCCAGAGCUGCACUACAAGGUGGACAUGCUGCCCUGGAUCCUCUGCAAGGGUGACUGGAGCCGCUACCAUGCCGUCCGGCCCCCCAACAAUGGGCAGCGGUGUGCUGACAACCCCACCGAGGAGGAGUACCUCUCUCAGCUGCAGGAGGCCAAGGAGUACUAGCCACAGCCAUGUCAGAGCAGCCGUGGCUGCUGCCAGCUCCCACCCCAGCACAGCCUGGUGAAGCCCUGGCCCUGCCCAGGGGCUCCUCACUGUCGCUGGGCAGCACAGGGAGGAUGGAGUGUCUUCCCAUUCUCCCAUAGGGGUGCCCUGGCUCUCCUUGGAUUUGCAAGGGUGCCAGAGGUUAUAAUGGUGUGAUUGCUGCCAUGCCACAUGGGGUGGUCCUGCACCCUGGGAUGCCUGGUCUGGCACACAGGGAGCUGCAGGGAAUGGGAGGUGUAAAGGGAAUUGAGGGCUGUUGCCGUUUGCUUUUGUUCUCUACAGUCUUUCAAUGCAAGCUGAAAGCUGAGCAUCUUCAGGGUGAAAUGGCCUCAGUUUCUGCUGGCUUCGUGAUGCACCUGAGGAGCUGGGCUGCUGCGGGGAGAGACACAUGCUCUUCCCUGUGCGCCUGCCCUGGUACAUACUGGUCUACUGAAACUGGGAGUGGGUCCUCUAGGGGGGGACAGGGCUGUCCCAGCAAUGCAUAGAGUGCAGGUGCCCAUCUCCUCAGGUUUUGUAUGCACGGUUGGGAAGGAGCAGGGUUUCAUGGGUCCAGAGGGUGUGUGGGGCAGGAGAUUGGCCACCUGGGCUCCCUUGGCAAGGUUGCUUUGCUGCUGUGGUUUGGGUUGCAAAAGGGAACACUGCAUGCCAAAGCCAGACACACACAGACCUCAGAGGAGGCCAGCAUGGGGGAACACCAUCUGUGUGCAUUUCAGCCCCUCUGCCUUAGGGGAGCAGGGUAGCAGCACCCAUGCAAGUCCCACCACCAGCCUGCCCUGGCAGCCCCACAGUGGGUUUCACUGCUCAAGAGUACGUGUGGCACUUCCCAGCAGAACGUCGUGUUUCCAACCCACAGCCCUGCUGGGGGCAGGAGCCAGCUCAGCUGCCACUCCUGCUGCUGUUGAAGAGCAGCAAAAAGCACUAAGACAAGUUCUCAAUGGGGAUAGCAACAAACCAGGCACUGCUGGGUGCACCCAGCGUUGCCCUUCUCUGGCCUGCUGCUGGCUUCAGGCCCUGCUAUGUGCUGUGUCUGCCCAGGUCCCCAGCAAGAAGCAGCCCAGAGAAAGCAAGUCGUGUGUGCAGCCUGCGCUCCUCAGACUUGCUGCCUGGCUGUGCGAGCCUGUGUGCCUCCACUCAUGCUAAUAAUGUCAGUACCUGGUGUUUGCAGAUCAUGGUGCUCUCCAUUGGUGCUUUGGUCUUGCCUGGGUUUUAUUCAGCUUUUCACAGGUUCAUGGCAGUUUCUCCCAGCAUAUUCUGGGGGUUCCCAAGUUUCCCACAGGGAGGCUAGGCUGAGCAUCUCUAUCCCUGGACAUUGAGUCACUGAACCUGGCAGAAACUUCAUAGCUUCUAUUUAGCACAUUUUCUGCAUUGAAGAAAACGAAAGAGCAAGUCAAGCACGUGUGAAGAAGAAUUGAGUCAUUUCUAGACUAGAGGUUUCACCCAAAGCUGUUGGCUACUCCCUGGUUUUCUGCAGGACACUGUUGGACAAAAAGCAUCUGUCUGGGUGCAGAGGUCCUUGGUUGACUGUCCUGUGCUAGGUCUGUCCUUUCAGAAGGUCUCAUAGCAAUCUGGGGAGUCUUUGUGGGAGUAUCUUUUAUAUGUUCAAUGUAUGUUGAUUCUUUUGCCUUGGUUAUGGAUAGAAUAUUGUGUCCUGGGUCAUCAGUAUCUAAGACUUCAUUGCUUGUGAAAGUAUCAAUGAAGUUAUCACUGAAUUAUUCUUAUCUAACUAUUAUUCCACACUCGUAUCCCCAGACUCCAGUUAUGGGUGUUAUCAAAACAGGCAGACACCAUCCAUUUCCCAACAGGGAUACAGUCUGAGAUGAUUGAUAUUAUAUAAAGGGCAAGAAGGAAAGCACAACUGAAUAAGCACGGAUGGUGACCCAGACCAUGGUAAAUUUUCAUGAGCAUUACAUGUUCCCUAGCCCAAAUGAUCAUUGGCUCACUAGUUUCUGGUAAAGACCUGAUCAAGAGAGGGUGGCAGUGAUCUGAUGGCUUGGUUCUGGGUGCCUGGCACAUGUGUGGGGAGGCUCAGCCACACAGAGGUGUUUGUAUGGGAUGCAGACAAAUUGAGUGUCCGAGGCCAUGGAAUAAUAAGCUUGUUAUCUUGUCAUUCAGCAGAGCAUCUUCAUAUUUCUUCUCCCUUAUCAUACAUAAUCAUUAACAUCAGCAAAGUCUCAGAGGAGCUUAUUUACCAUCAGUGCAGACUCCUUUAAACCAACAACCUGUUAAACUUGCCUAGUGUGCAGUGUUAGACCCACACAUAGAAGCAGGACCACUGCAAACAGUGGUUUUUUGAAGGAGAAUUUCAAUAGCUCUGCCAAUUUGUUUAUUGGACCGGCUGCUUUCUGAGGAAUUGCUCUUAUAAUAAGGACUGUUACCCAGGAUUUGCACCCAGCUCCUCUUUAUAUUGGGUAUGUCAGCCAGUCUAACCCGUCCAGAAAGAAAAUAUCAUUUCUGUAACAAAUGCAGUUCCCAUCCAAGGGCAAGUAGAAAAAUCUGUUGCAUUGAGCCACCCAAAAAGCUGGUUGAAAGCCGAGUGGCUGUUCUGCCUCGCUGCCUCUAUGGUUUGGAUGAUACAGGCAUGACCUGGAGCAUGAGAAACAAGAAGCAGUGUUGUUCCUCACACAAGCACCUUAUACACCAGGAGGCUUUGCGGGCCACCAUGAGAAAAGCAGACAUUAAGCAAGGAAUUAUUUUUAUAUCCCAUCAAAGAUUCCGUCCAGCCCACUGCUAUUUAAGUGAUAAAUCUCUAAGCUUCCACUCCUUAAGUUUAUUUUGUUGGGUUUUGUUUUGGGUAUUUUUAAUAUGUAAUAUAUAUAAAAUGCCUUUUAUUCCUAUAAAAUUUCAUAGAGAAGAAUUCUUUAUUCUGAUGCUGCAAUA